Candida tropicalis MYA-3404 is the source of this 528-nucleotide messenger RNA. RefSeq lists its product as uncharacterized. NCBI's taxonomy places the organism in Eukaryota, Fungi, Ascomycota, Pichiomycetes, Serinales, Debaryomycetaceae. The transcript has a single exon. The record is from RefSeq and is a predicted model, not a curated record. Bases 1 to 528 code for a protein of 175 amino acids.
AUGAAAGCUUUUUAUGUCAUUGCCUUUGCUGCUUCUGUUUCUUCAAAUAUAGUCAAUGUUGUAAAAAGAGCUGAAGAUUGUUCUGUUGAUGCAUGUGUAAGAGCACAUGGUUCUCUUGCAAGAAAAGGUUGUAUUGACGGUGAUAUCAAUUAUGCAGAUUGUAUUUGUUCCUUGUCAGAUAAUUUUUUCAAUGACUUGUUUGAAUGUUCUCAAAGUUGUAAUCAGUGGGAAGGAACAAUGAUUCAUGGUCCAGAUGAUCUUAAGGAUCUCUAUUGUGCCAUUGCUUUAAACACGGCUUUAACCAUGGAUGAUUCAGCACCAGUUACUGAAAAGAAUGAAGCCACCACAAAAUCAUCGACUACUUCAAAAACCAAAUCAACCACUAUAAGAAACAGUGGUAGCUCAACUGGAGAAUUGUCGUCUGAAAGUGAAGAACCCACUGAAACCGAAGAAACCAGUUCUUCAGCCGAUACUGGAUCCAAGAGUUUCAUGUCCCUCCUUGGAUUACUUGCUGCCUUGGUAAUUUAA